GAUAUUGGCGGACACUCACGUAUACGUCGUCGUUUGGCCAUCACAGGGAAACCCUUUUUUCUAAGUUCGAAACUCACUCGUAUGCAGAAAGUUUCUCCCUCCCGCUCUUUUGAGCUCUCCGAUCAAUGGCUCCCAAAUCCGAUAGCACGGAAGGAAUCGUGCUCAACUUCGUGAAUGAGCAAAAUAGGCCAUUGAAUUCCCAAUGUGUUGCCGAUUCACUACAAAAGUUUGAUCUAAAGAAGGCUGCAGUACAAAAAGCAUUGGAUAGCCUUGCUGAUAGCGGGAAAAUAUCAUUCAAAGAAUAUGGCAAGCAGAAAAUAUACUUGGCUAGGCAAGAUCAGUUCAACAUUCCAAACAAUGAAGAGCUCAAUCAGAUGAAAGAAGAGAAUGCUAAAUUGCAAGAACAACUCAAUGAACAAAAGAAGGCUAUUGCUGAGGUUGAAGGAGAGAUUAAAGCGCUGCAAUCAAACUUGACGCUGGAGGAGAUACAUGCCAAAAAAAACAAAUUGGGAAAUGAGGUCAAACAAAUGGAGGAUAAGUUGAUUAAACUGAGGCAAGGAGUAACUCUGGUGAGUCCAGAAGAGCGGCAGAUUGUUGAGAAGAUAUAUAUGGAUGUGAUAAAUCAAUGGAGAAGACGCAAGAGGAUGUUUAAAGAUAUCUGGGAUGCAAUAACUGAAAACUCUCCCAAGAAUCUAAAAGACUUCAAGGAGGAACUUGGGAUUGAGUACGAUGAAGAUGUUGGCGUAAGUCUGCAGUCCUAUGGUGAGCUAAUGCAAAGUGGAAAGAAGCGAGCCAGAUGCAAAUGAACUUUUUACCCAGAUUCUAGAAAUAAACAUAGUUCAAGGUUUUGUAUCUAAUACUCGUAAUUUUUAUAGCGAGGUCUGAGAUUUGGUUUCGAUAAUGUUCUGCAUUGUUGAUCAUACUUUCUUUAUUCGUUGCACACCUCGUUCUCUUCA
Sesamum indicum (sesame) is the source of this 956-nucleotide messenger RNA. It is a transcript of the gene AHP2, whose product is annotated as Tat-binding protein 1(Tbp-1)-interacting protein (TBPIP). Gene Ontology annotation, biological process: meiotic joint molecule formation; homologous chromosome pairing at meiosis; meiotic strand invasion involved in reciprocal meiotic recombination. The record is from RefSeq and is a predicted model, not a curated record. Lineage: Eukaryota; Viridiplantae; Streptophyta; Magnoliopsida; Lamiales; Pedaliaceae. Gene Ontology annotation, cellular component: DNA recombinase auxiliary factor complex; condensed nuclear chromosome. Gene Ontology annotation, molecular function: double-stranded DNA binding; recombinase activator activity.